ACUCGAACGACUCAAUAACAUGUCCGUCAUGGGUUCAAGCCUACAAUGAGCCGUUCCCCCGUAGCAACGACUGACUAUCUGGCUUGCAUGGUAAUGCAUUAAGUCUCGAAAGCCUGUAUAGGCCGGCAUGUCCUCGUUGGACUUUACGCCAAAUAGAAGAAGAAGUAUGUAAAGGAGACAGCAACGGGGUUUGCAAAUUCCGAGACAAAACAUUUUAAAAGAAGGACAUUCUUCAUCGCGACAACUUCAUCAUUCAUGUCUAGGUGGAACAUUUUUCAACCCAUACAGUACCUACAGUCCACUACUAUCCUUUCUCCCUCUGUUAGUACACUACCGGUUGCCCCAAGCAAUCCAAUGCAUUCUAGAUGGGGUAGUUGUGUGUAGGGGUAGGAGUAGGUGCCAUUAUUACUGUUUUCCGUGCUUUAAUUGCCGGACCGAGGGGGGAGACGCGCGGUAUCGUGGGAAGAAAAGGACUCGCGGCGGAGUUUAAAAGUAUAAGCCAUGCCACGAGUCCUUCGCAGUCGUUGCUAGGUGUGCCUGGAAGCAGGACGACGAUCCCGUGCUCUGAGCGUAUCUGGCGUGUUACAACACACCUGUGCUCUGUUCUUUGGACGACGACGAGUUUUUUGGACAACUUUGUGGUGAUUUUGGUGUGAAAGGAUGGCUCCCCUGAUUUUGUACCACUUUCCGGGCUCGCCACCCUCCCGGUCGGCUCUGCUUGCAUUGCGCAAUUUGGAUCUGGAUGCCGAGGUGAAAAUAGUGAACCUGUUCGCCGGUGAGCAUCUGGCGGACGAGUUCGUUGCGAUCAACCCGGACCACACCGUGCCGACGCUCGUCGACGAGGACUACAUCCUGUGGGAGUCGAAAGCGAUCGUCACGUACCUGGCGGAACAGUACAAGCCGGGCUGCACACUCUACCCGUCCGAGCCGAAAAAGCGCGGGCUCAUCAACCACCGGCUCUACUUCGACUCGGGCACACUGUUUGUGGCGCUGCGCAACGUGCUGAUGACGGUGCUGCGCUCCGGCGAGACGCGCAUCCCGCAGGAAAAGAAGGACGCCGUGUACAAGGCGCUGGAAAAGCUCGACUCCUAUCUGGACGGGUGCGAUUGGAUUGCGGGCGAGGAGUGUACGCUGGCCGAUCUGUGCGCGUUGGCGAAUGUGGCCACGCUGAAGGAAAUCGGAGUGGGGAUGGAGGGCUACGCCAACGUUAGCGGCUGGUACGAACGGUGCCGCGAGCUGCCCGGAUUCGACGAAAACGAGGAAGGCGCUAGCUUCCUUGGAAAUGCGUUCAAAUCGAAGCUCGAGGAACAGUUUUAGGAGAGGGGAGAAGGGAAAGGGUGGGGCGCAGUAGAAGCAUUUGUCACACCCAAACGGGAAGAGUAGCCGUCGAGCUGAGCGGCGUGAACGAUUGCACUUUCGCAAAAUUGCGAUUGCAUUUCUUAACUAUCACACCACACCAUCGUAAACGGUAAAAUAAAGUAGCGCGCACUGAUUAAAAGCACC
Molecule: messenger RNA, 1503 nt
Organism: Anopheles arabiensis
Lineage: Eukaryota; Metazoa; Arthropoda; Insecta; Diptera; Culicidae
Product: glutathione S-transferase 1-1-like
Exons: 2
Coding region: 661-1317 (218 amino acids)
Biological process (GO): glutathione metabolic process
Molecular function (GO): glutathione transferase activity
Source: RefSeq, a predicted model, not a curated record